Messenger RNA from Drepanopeziza brunnea f. sp. 'multigermtubi' MB_m1, 1848 nucleotides. RefSeq lists its product as uncharacterized. Gene Ontology annotation, biological process: spliceosomal tri-snRNP complex assembly; mRNA splicing, via spliceosome. Gene Ontology annotation, cellular component: U4 snRNP; U4/U6 x U5 tri-snRNP complex; precatalytic spliceosome. Lineage: Eukaryota; Fungi; Ascomycota; Leotiomycetes; Helotiales; Drepanopezizaceae. The record is from RefSeq and is a predicted model, not a curated record.
AUGUCGACUCUUGCGGAAGAAUUGCUGCAGGACUUCGAGGACUCUGGAUCCGAAGGUGAGGGACAAAAUGAAGGCCUCUUUCCCGACGACGAAGACACGAAGACUGGACUGAACGGCCACGCGACACACGCAGGCGCAAAUGGCAGCAUGGAGUUGGAUGGCGACGAGGAGGAGGUAGACGAAGAUGAGGAUAUGAGUGGCGUCGCCAACAAUGGCCUUGAUGUUGAAGACGAGGAGGAAACCAAGGCCAAGGUGGAGAAGAUGGAGAUGGGAGGCGUCGAUGAUGUGCGCAGUGUUGCGCGGCUGAUGAAGACUUUGGAGCCAGUAUUAGAGAAAAUUGCACAUUUUCAAUCGUUGCCUCCAGAGAAACAGACGACGUUCGUGGGCUCCAUCGAGGACAAUCCAGAAUACCAUCUUUUGACGCAGUCAAACACUCUAUCCACGUCUAUCGACACGGAAAUCAUGAUUGUCCAUAAGUUCAUACGCGAUCAUUACUCGGUUCGAUUCCCUGAGCUGGAGACACUGGUUACGAAUCCUCUGGACUACGCCAAAGUUGUGGCUAUUAUUGGGAAUGGACCUAUGGACGGGGAUAGCAUCAAGGCUCUUCAAACCUCCAAGACCAACCGACUAGGAGUCACCCUACGAUCAGUCCUUGACGGACCAUCAGUAAUGAUUGUCACAGUCGAAGCGACCACAACAAAAGGCCGAGAAAUGACCCAGGUAGAGCUCGACCGAGUAAAUAUAGCCUGCGACAUGAGUCUUGCUCUCGACAAAGCCAAGCGUACUCUAACAGACUACGUCCAAUCUCGAAUGAAUCUCUUCGCCCCGAACCUCACAGCCCUGAUUGGAUCGUUGACAGCAGCCCAGCUCAUUAACUUCGCCGGUGGUCUCACAGGCCUCGCCAAAACUCCCGCCUGCAACCUCGCCCCCUUGGGCUCCAAAAAGCAGUCCGGAACCGGCUUCGCAACCAAUGUUGGAGUACGGCAACAAGGUUUCCUCUACCACUCGCCCAUCAUAAAAGGUAUCCCUAACGAUCUCAAACGCCAAGCAAUGCGUAUCGUCUCGGCAAAAGUCGUCCUCGCAGCACGAGUCGACCGAGUUCAUAACUCGCGCGACGGCCGCACAGGUGAGGAGCUCAAAGCCGCCUGUCUAGAACGCCUGGAGAAGCUCACCGAGCCACCUCCGAACAAAGGUCAAAGAGCCCUCCCUGCACCCGACGACAAACCAGCACGGAAGCGCGGUGGACGUAGAGCCCGAAAAGCGAAGGAGGCAACCGCCAUGACUGAUCUCCGGAAAGCACAGAACAGGAUGACGUUUGGUAAGGAGGAGAAGGAGGUUGGAUAUGGAACGGGCGAGGGUACUAAGGGUAUGGGCAUGAUUGGGCAAUCGAACGAUGGCCGCAUUCGUAAUUUGCAGGUCGAUAAACGCACGGCUGCCAAGCUAUCCGCAAAGAACAAGGGCUGGGGAGGCGCUACACCCGUCGGAGGCUCUGCCUCUUCUCUGCGCGGGUUCGGGCAAGGCGCAGGUGCCGGAAUUGACCUUCGUGGCAAGGGUCUCCGGGCUUCAGGCGUGGGCUCGACAGUAGGUGCCGGGUCCGGUACCGCUUCGUCGCUGGCGUUCACACCCGUGCAAGGACUGGAGCUGGUAGACCCCAAGAUGCAGGCGGAGAUGAGUCGGAAGCGAAAGGCGGAGGAGGACAGAUGGUUCAAGGGCGGGACCUUUACGCAGGUCGGUGGUGCGAGCGGAAGCGGGACCAUGGGACCUCCGCCCCUGCCGCCGAACAAGAAAGUCGACACGGGCGCCGGGAAGGGAAACAUGGCGCCGCCGCCACCGCCUCCGAAGAAAUGA